This is a messenger RNA of Oxyura jamaicensis (ruddy duck), 1228 nucleotides long. RefSeq names its product interferon lambda-3-like. Gene Ontology annotation, molecular function: cytokine activity. The record is from RefSeq and is a predicted model, not a curated record. The coding region runs from base 580 to 1140 and encodes 186 amino acids. The transcript has 5 exons. Gene Ontology annotation, biological process: innate immune response; cell surface receptor signaling pathway via JAK-STAT; defense response to virus. NCBI's taxonomy places the organism in Eukaryota, Metazoa, Chordata, Aves, Anseriformes, Anatidae.
CUAGUGCAGAUCUGCUCUUUACACACACACAGGGCUAUUUUGUUACAAGUAACGAUGAAUGAACGCACAAAACGAAGCGCGGUUAUGGCUUCACGGAUCGGGUUACCCCGGGGAAGGAGCAGCUUCUUGUCGUGCGGGCGCGUUUUUGCGGCCGCCACGGGAGCGCCGUGCAGGCGCCGCGUUUGCCUUUCCCACGUCCCGCUGGAGAGGGAGAAAAAACCCGCACGCGGCGCCGCGGGAUCCCGCCGCAUCCCCAGCCCCGUCCCGGCCACCACGUCCCCGCAGUGCCCUCACCUGCAGACGCACCUGCAGCCUGGGCUUUCCUCACCGUCGCUUUCGCUUUCCUGUCGCGGAUCUGCCGCGCCGUGGGUUUUCCUGCCAAGGUGAAAGCGCGGUACUGCCCGGCUGCUUAAAAGCCGGCGAGAUGGGGCAGAGCGGCAGAAACGAGCGACAGCAAGGCUCUGGAUACGAAAAAAGAGGACUCGAGGCGUCUCGAGGGAUUUUGUGGAUUCGGACACGGGUCGUCCUCUCCUCCUUCUGUCUUUCUGGAUCUUCGCAUCGUCGUAGCUGGAAAAGAAGAUGCUGUGCCCCAUGUUCGCCGUGGUGCUGGUGGUGGGCCUGGGGCCCCUGCUGGUGGGUGCCUUCCCCCUGGACGCCCCGAAGAAGACUUGCCGCCUCUCCCAGUAUGGGUACCCGGCGUCUUCCGAGUUGAUGGCGGUGGGGAAGUUCAAGGAGUACUUUGAGAGCAUCAUGCCGCCAACAGACCGAAAAUGCAGCACCAGGCUCUUCCAUCGGAAGUGGAAACCCAACGAGCUGUCGGUGCCCGACCGACUCCUCCUGGCAGAAGCUGAGCUGGACCUCACCGUCACUGUGCUGGCACACCCCACAAUCCACAGGCUGGCCGAGAUGAGCCAGCAGCCCCUGGCUUUUCUCACCCAAGCCCUGGAGGACCUGCGAGGCUGCGUGGCCACUGAGGCUCCUUCACAUCACCCCUCUGGGAAACUGAGGCACUGGCUGCAGAAGCUGGAGACGGCCAAGAAGACGGAGACCGCUAACUGCCUGGAGUUCUCCACCAUCCUCAACCUCUUCCAUGUGCUGAACGACCUGCGGUGCGCAGCCAUUCCAGAGCAGUGCACGUAGCCUUUUCUUCCUGCCUUGCCUUACAGACGCCUGGCUGCGUUUUCCUGUUUAAGCACUUGGCUUUUUUAUGUGAGCUCAGGGAGCGAUU